Messenger RNA from Amphimedon queenslandica, 438 nucleotides. RefSeq lists its product as uncharacterized. NCBI's taxonomy places the organism in Eukaryota, Metazoa, Porifera, Demospongiae, Haplosclerida, Niphatidae. The transcript is spliced from 2 exons. The record is from RefSeq and is a predicted model, not a curated record. The coding region runs from base 70 to 372 and encodes 100 amino acids.
UUAGAACAUACACAAUAUUACUAUUCUAAUUAAACGACUGGUUAUUAAGAAGUUAUUAAUAAUAGGAACAUGGCUAAAAGUUUGCGUUCUAAAAGAAGACAAAAGAACAACAGAAUAAGGAGAAAGAAAUUCGGAGAGAGAGAAGUAUUGAAAGCAUGGGAACACUACAAUACAAUACAAGAAAGGAAGAAACUUCCUAAUGGCGUGGUUAGUGGGGAAGACCACACCCAAACUGAAGUUGAAGAGGAAAUGGAAACCAGUGGAGGGAAGGUAUCAAAAAAAGACGUGGCAAAAUGGUCGCUGUCUCGUAAUCAAAAGAAAAAACUGUCCAAGAAAAGAAAACAAUUUAAAAUGAAAAAAAGAAAAUAUUAAAACUAAACAUUAAAACUAUUAUUAUUAUUAUUGAAGAAUCAUUUGAAAGUUUCUAUGGAACAUAAA